UGGUUGGGGAAAGAGCCAAAAGAGUGGGUUUGGAAGAUGUCCCAUGCUUGAGAGAGAGAGAGGAUGUCCUAGAGAGAGAGAGAGAGAGAGUCAGAAAUAUGGCAUCUUUUGGAUCAGUGAAAGCGGCGAUAUUUGAGAAAGAGGAGCGGAAGCAGCAAUAUCAGAACCACAUUCGAGGGCUCAAUGCGUAUGAUCGACAUAAGAAGUUUGUUGAAGAUUAUGCACUGUACUAUGGAAAGGGAAGGAGAGAGCAGCAUGUAUUGCCCCUUAAAACUGACCAAGAUACACUUAGAGAGGGCUACAGGUUUAUCCGUUCUGAAGAAGAUGAUACUAAUCCAUCUUGGGAGCAGAGGCUAGCAAAGCGCUAUUAUGACAAGCUCUUUAAAGAAUACUGCAUCGCGGACAUGUCACAAUACAAGAAAGGCAAGAUCGGUCUUAGGUGGAGGACUGAAAAGGAAGUCAUAUCUGGCAAAGGUCAGUUCAUAUGUGGUAAUAGAAAAUGCGACGAGAAAGAGGGUCUCUCAAGUUAUGAGGUCAAUUUCUCUUACGUGGAAGCUGGAGAAAACAAGCAAGCACUUGUAAAACUUGUAGCUUGUGAGAGGUGUGCAGAGAAGUUGAUGUAUAAAAAGUGGAAAGAAAAGGAAAAACAAUCAGAAAAGAGAGAGAAGGAAAACCGCAAGAGGAGGAGGGAAGAAGAAAACAGUGAUAGCGAACGUGAUCAAAGCAGUGGGAAAACUAAAAAAGGACAAAAGGCUACAACUUCAAGAGAUCGUAAAAUUGAUAGUGAUGAAGAUAAUUUUGAUGAGUUUUUUGAAGGUAUGUUUCCAUGAAUUGGAUAAUUAAAGGAGACAUUCUUAACGGAUGCAGGAUACGUAAAGUUCUUUAGAGCAUAUGCAGAAUAGUGAAUUCAGGUCAUCCUUUAGUAUGGAUGUAAUAUAUAAUCACAUGAUUAAACUGGCCUGACUCUUGGAUGGUGGGAUAAGUGAAGCCUGGGAUGAGAUCUUUCUUGAGCUAUAUUGAAUGAAAAAAUGUGACCUUUUUUGCUCCCAAAAA
Messenger RNA from Amborella trichopoda, 1053 nucleotides. The record is from RefSeq and is a predicted model, not a curated record. Lineage: Eukaryota; Viridiplantae; Streptophyta; Magnoliopsida; Amborellales; Amborellaceae.